Molecule: messenger RNA, 1614 nt
Organism: Sinocyclocheilus grahami
Lineage: Eukaryota; Metazoa; Chordata; Actinopteri; Cypriniformes; Cyprinidae
Product: pyruvate dehydrogenase E1 component subunit alpha, somatic form, mitochondrial-like
Exons: 10
Coding region: 68-1057 (329 amino acids)
Biological process (GO): pyruvate decarboxylation to acetyl-CoA
Molecular function (GO): pyruvate dehydrogenase (acetyl-transferring) activity
Source: RefSeq, a predicted model, not a curated record
CUUCAGCUCACUGUGUGGGGCUGAUCCUCCUGAAACACUCCUGCAUACUCAGGCUGGGCUUUGGAGUAUGCAGAACAUGCUGACAGUGAUAGCAAACGCACUUAAGGGUGGUGCCAAAAUAAAUGGUGCCCAAACAGUGUCAGAGGGCUCGGGAAUUGUGGUAUCAGCACGUUCUUUUGCUGCCUUGACACCUCAGGCCAGCUUUGACAUCAAGAGAUGUGACCUUCAUCGCUUGGAUGAAGGCCCUUCGGUGCAGACGGUGCUCACCAGAGAGGAUGGACUCAGGUACUACCGCACUAUGCAGACCAUGAGACGCAUGGAGCUAAAGGCAGAUCAGCUGUACAAGCAGAAGAUCAUACGAGGAUUCUGUCAUCUUUAUGAUGGCCAGGAGGCCUGUGCUGUAGGCAUUGAGGCUGGUAUCAAUCCCACGGAUCACCUGAUCACAGCAUAUAGGGGUCAUGGAUACACCUACACCAGAGGUGUGUCUGUGAAAGAGAUCAUGGCAGAGCUCACAGGUGAGGACUUUCUUCAUAAAGCUAUUUUCAUCUGUGAGAAUAAUAAAUAUGGCAUGGGGACAUCAGUGGAACGGGCCUCAGCCAGCACAGAUUAUUACAAGAGAGGAGACUACAUUCCUGGUCUGAGGGUGGAUGGUAUGGAUGUUCUCAGCGUGAGAGAGGCAACCAGGUUUGCGGCAGAUUACUGCAGAUCUGGAAAGGGUCCCAUACUAAUGGAGCUCCAGACAUAUCGUUACCACGGCCACAGCAUGAGCGAUCCUGGGGUCAGUUAUCGCACACGUGAGGAGAUUCAGGAUGUUCGCAGUAAGAGUGACCCUAUCACUAUGCUGAAGGAUCGUAUGAUUAGUAACAACAUGGCUAGCCUGGAAGAGAUCAAGGACAUUGAUGCUGAGAUUCGUAAGGAGAUAGAAGAAGCAGCACAGUUUGCUACCUCUGAUCCAGAGCCCCCACUGGAGGAUUUGUGCAACCACAUCUUCUACAAUGAUGCACCUUUAGAGGUCAGAGGCACCAACCCUUGGAUGAAGCUGAAAUCCAUCAGCUAAAGAACCUGCUGAUAAUUCAGCACUUCAUUCCUCGUAGUACGGACGGGAGCUCUGUUCCUAAACCUAUACGCACAAAAAGAUGGAUGAAAUAGUUUAUCCAUAAAGUCAUAAUUACAAUCCAUAACCGCUGUUAUUGCCUCUCUAAUUAGCAACCAGUUUGGCAGACUAUUAAUAUAUUAGGAAACAUAGCAUAACUUACAGCAAUAAAUAUUUAGAGCAAUACUGGAAAAAUAGAUUAUGAAUAAACGAAUGGGCAUCAUCUUUACUUGUAAAUGUGAAAUCAAAGGUCUAUGAAUGAAAUGUAGGCCUAUUAAAAAUUAUUUGUAACAAUGAUACAAUUUUCAUGUCCUAUAGUAGUGUGGUGCUGUAAUUUCUUGAAUUAUGAGUUCAUUCGUCAUUUUAAUAUAAUAUCCCAAAGCCUAAAUUUCUGUUAGUAGCCUGCCAAAACUUUCACUAGCAUCUAAGCUUAUGCAAAUAUUAGUCAGCACAUUUGCCCUGUAACCUGUAUUCAGGAUUUCAGAACACUAAAAUGGAUGGAAUUAAUAAAUAUGUAAUAA